AAAACUGAUCAUGUACUAUUCUAAACUCAAUCAUAAGAAUAGAUCCUUCUAGCUCAAGCUUGACCUAGCUACUUAUAUUUACAACUAUUUAUAUAGUUAUAAACCACAAAGAGAAUUGAAAAGAAAAAUAGAAGCUGAGCGAAGACAACAUGAAGCUGCUAAGUUGGAUGCGAACAAUAAAGCCAAAUGGCUUAAACCCAUCAAAGGAGUUCAAAGGUGAUUUCUGUUGUCUAAGAGCUCAGGUUUCCGAAGUCCAAGACAUCCGCACAAACUCCUUUUCCUUCUACGGACACUCUCAUGCCCCGAAUCCACUCAAAGUUGAACAAGAUCUUCGGUUUGAUGAAGACGGGUUUUGCGGAUUUCUAGCGAUCGGGACGCUUGGUACAGAGCCUGAGACACCAAAGUUCUCAGCUAUGGUUUCAGAAGAAGAUGUAACCGGAGAAAGAAAGGAAAUGGCCAAGCUCAUUACUGAGAAACUAGACAAGUUUCUUAAGGAAUAUCCUGAGAAUACUAGCAGUAAUCGGGUCGAAAGAUCGAAUGCAAAAGAAGACAGAGAUUCCCAUGGAUGUUCUCUACAAGAUUAUGAUCUCUUUCGAUCAUCCAUUGAGCUUACGAAGAGAAGCAAUGGAAGAGUAAAGAAGAAAAAGAGUUUACUUACUAGUCUCUUCAAGAUGAGACAAAGAGUACAAGGAGAGCCUUACAUAGAGAAACAUAGCACAAGAGAUGCGAUUAAAAGGGUAUUUAAAAAGCUUCAUGGAUCUUCUUCAAGGACAAGAAAUAAUGAUGAAGAUGAUUCUAUGCCCAAGGAGAAGAAAGCUCUUAAAAAGAGUGUUCAAACUUGCCGGAGUAAAGUCCACCCUGUUCUCUAUACACCUGCAACUGCAAGAGACGAUAAUGAGAUAGAUGACAGAAGAAAAGUGGAUCUAAAGGUCCCUAAUCUUACUGAAGGGUUUCUCGGUGCAAGUUCCAUCUCCGAAGCGAACAGGAAUCGCGAAAACUGGAUUAAGACCGACACAGAGUAUCUUGUUCUGGAGCUGUGAAGAUAAAUACUCACUGCGACAAACCUCCAUUGAUGUUCCAAGCAAAGCUCUCUCCUAUCAAAUCCAUAUAUAAUAUACAAAAAAUCAGAAUUUAUUACUGUGUAGUUAAAGGGGUUAUGUACUCUAGUUUAAGUUAAGGCAAUGUAAAAGAAGCUCAUGUAAAAUGCUCUGGUCCCUGGCCUGAGGGGAUGUACGGGCCUAGGCCUAGAACCUCUUAGUUAUUAAAAAAAAAAAGAAGUUCAUGUAUAAAAGUACUGUACCCGAAUUUAAACCGCAUUUGAAGUAGCACCUAUAAGUGAUUUGGCCA
Messenger RNA from Arabidopsis lyrata subsp. lyrata, 1347 nucleotides. RefSeq names its product protein LAZY 1. Gene Ontology annotation, biological process: gravitropism; regulation of auxin polar transport. The record is from RefSeq and is a predicted model, not a curated record. The transcript has 5 exons. The coding region runs from base 150 to 1040 and encodes 296 amino acids. NCBI's taxonomy places the organism in Eukaryota, Viridiplantae, Streptophyta, Magnoliopsida, Brassicales, Brassicaceae.